CGACCAUCUCUAGCACCGGACAGUCUUCUGCGGGUGCGAAAUGUAUUUGUAGAAAACAUAUUUUAAUUAAUAAGUUAAUUAUGACGGAGCUGCUUAUAGAUCCCGACAUACGCGUUUGGGUGUUUUUACCCAUCGUGCUUAUCACAUUUCUGGUCGGCAUCGUGCGCCAUUACGUAUCCAUUCUGAUAUCGACACAGAAGAAGGCUGAGAUGACCCAAAUCAUGGACAGUCAAGCCAUGAUUCGUGCUCGUUUGCUGCGAGAGAAUGGUAAAUAUCUGAGUGCCCAGUCCUUUUCCAUGCGAAAGAACUUCUUCAAUAACGAGGAGACGGGCUAUUUCAAGACCCAGAAACGCGCUCCGGUCGCCCAAAACUCUUCGGCUAUGCUGACGGACAUGGUAAAGGGCAAUUUUAUUAAUGUGCUGCCCAUGGUCGUUAUUGGUGGCUGGAUUAAUUGGAUGUUCUCCGGUUUUGUGACAACCAAAGUACCAUUCCCACUCACCCUGCGCUUCAAGCCAAUGCUGCAACGCGGCGUGGAGUUGGCCUCACUGGACGCCGCCUGGGUGUCCUCAGCAUCAUGGUAUUUCUUGAACGUGUUUGGCUUGCGCUCCAUUUACACCCUAGUGCUGGGCGAGAAUAACCAUGCGGACCAGACCCAAGCACAGGCGGAUGCAAUGACUGGUGCCGCGAUGACCAUGCCCCAAGAUCCCAAGGCGGCAUUCAAGGCCGAAUGGGAGGCACUCGAGAUCACAGAAUAUCACAAUGCGCUGAAGAACAUCGAUGCGGACAUGAUGAGCAUUGCAAACGAAUCGAGUGCCUCCUAGCUGUGCCCAAAGAAACGCAAACUGCAGGCCAACAGGCAACGUGCGUUUGCAAGGUUAACCAUUAGUAAAAUUUAGAUGCGUAUUUUAACAAGCUAAACAAAAGAAAUCAAAGCAAAAUUCCGUUUCGAGUCAAGUCUUGCAUUAAAUGUACUAACUGUGUACGAAUUAUGCUUUAGUUGUGAAUCUGCCACGCCCACGUCUAUCAUAGAUUGUCCUUUAAGAUGCGGCUAUCGUGUUAAGCAAAUAAUGUGUACAAUUUAUAUAAACAAAUAAAGUAAAGUAGAACGAAGAA
Messenger RNA from Drosophila grimshawi, 1113 nucleotides. Its product is annotated as ER membrane protein complex subunit 3. Gene Ontology annotation, cellular component: membrane; EMC complex. The transcript has 2 exons. The coding region runs from base 81 to 821 and encodes 246 amino acids. Lineage: Eukaryota; Metazoa; Arthropoda; Insecta; Diptera; Drosophilidae. The record is from RefSeq and is a predicted model, not a curated record. Gene Ontology annotation, biological process: protein folding in endoplasmic reticulum.